GCGCGUUCACGUUAAGGGCCGUUACAUAGUCGACGCGAGCAACGUGCGUAAACGACGCGAGUGACGCGAGCGACGCGCUUCCUUUCAUAGUCUACACAGCAUACGCGAACGUCGCGGGCGUAGUGGUGUAUUGCAUUACAUGCAAUACACCACUUACGCCACGGGCGGCAGCAGAAUCGCCGGUGUUUCGCGGCUUAUAUUGCGGGUGACAUUCCGAGUGCCAUUCCGAUCAAAAUGUCUACGGAAGAAGAGUGCAUUUUAUUGCUCCUUUUACAUCGGCAACGACAACGCAGGAAGCGCAGAGAUAGGCGGUGGUAUGUGCGCCCUUUGAAUACCACACGAGAUCGGGAUGGGGAAUUUGUUUCUCUGGUGCUUCCAAUGCGAAGCCUGGACGAGGAGAGGCAUUUCCAAUAUUUUCGUAUGUCGGCGCCAAAGUUCGAUGAUCUCCUUUCGCGAGUCAUCCGUAAUCUUCCAGACUCUCACCAAAACCACCGGAACCCGAUCGGGGCUUCCCAAAGGCUUGCCGUUACCUUGAGGUACCUGGCAACCGGCAUCGGCCUGCAAGCUCUUUCGGCCAGCUACAAGAUGGGCACCAGCACUGUGUCGGGCAUCGUGGAGGAGAUGUGUUCUGCCAUCUGGGACGCCCUUCAGGGGGAGUUCAUGGCCUUUCCUUCCCGCGGUCAGUGGCAGGACAUAGCGGAGGACUUUUGGAGGCAGUGGCAGUUUCCCCUGUGUGUCGGGGCGAUUGACGGGAAGCAUGUCAGACUCAGAGCUCCAGCACGAUCGGGAAGUGACUUCUAUAAUUACAAAGGUUUUUUUUUCAAUUGCCCUCAUGACUGCUGCUGAUGCCAACUAUAGAUUUAUUCAUGUAGACGUUGGCGCAUACGGGCGUGAGAGCGAUGGAGGUGUCUUGGGUCGCAGUGCCUUCGGAUCCAGACUGGCAGAGGGCAACCUCAAUCUACCCGCCCCUGCUGUCCUACCAGGCACCACAACGCCCAGUCCUUAUUUUUUUCUGGGGGAUGAGGCCUUUCCCCUACAGGUGAACCUGAUGCGUCCCUAUCCAGGUACUAACCUGCAGGAUAGGAAGCGCAUCUACAACUACCGACAGGCCAGGGCGAGACGCGUAGUGGAGAAUGCCUUUGGCAUAUUGGCUGCGCGCUUCCGAAUCUUUGGCCGUCCAAUUGACUGCCAACCUGAAAAGGCGGUGAAAAUUGUGAAGGCGUGCGUGGCUCUCCACAACUUCCUGGCAUCCACCGAACGAGCCAGAUACAUGCCCGCCUCCUUUGUGGAUAGGACCGCUGACACCGGAGAGGUCCAGCCUGGAGAGUGGAGGCAGCAUGUUGAGGGGGACCGGAAUAUGGUUGACGGACCACGGUGUUCGGUCGGCAGAGCCAGACCAUCUCUAGACCAUCUCUAA
Messenger RNA from Gadus macrocephalus (Pacific cod), 1417 nucleotides. RefSeq lists its product as uncharacterized. The transcript has 2 exons. The record is from RefSeq and is a predicted model, not a curated record. Lineage: Eukaryota; Metazoa; Chordata; Actinopteri; Gadiformes; Gadidae. Bases 758 to 1417 code for a protein of 219 amino acids.